AGGCCCGGAAGUGGAGUGCCCGACUGCGAGGGAGAAGCAAGGGGUGCGGAGCAGGAGGCACAGAGAGGGACCCUCCAGGACAAGGCGACUUCCGCUUCAUCGCCUGCUGUGUCUGCUCAUGGUGGCUUUUAAACAGGAGCCAUGAUGCCCUCCAGGCUUUUCUCAGCGGGCGGGCGGACUGCAUUGGAGGGCGUGCGGCACUGGACUCUGCCUGCAGGCCUGGCCUCCGGGCCCAGCCAGCUCCUCCCGCAGCGGGCAGCUCCCAGGCCGCUCUCCAUGGGCUGCGCAGGCCGCGCCAAGAACCCCGAGCCCCCCAGGAAGAGACUGCUCUCCGAGAAGAAACUGAAGAGGCAUUUUGUGGACCAUCGCCGAGUGCUUGUCCAAGCGGGACGCGGGGGCAACGGGGUGAGCUGCUUCCACAGUGAGCCCCGCAAGGAGUUUGGAGGCCCCGAUGGUGGUGACGGAGGCAACGGCGGCCACGUCCUCCUGCAAGCUGACCAGCAAGUCAAGUCACUGUCCUCCGUCCUGUCCCGGUAUCAGGGCUUUGAUGGGGAAGACGGCGGCAGGAAAAACUGCUUCGGGCGAAGUGGCUCUCCCCUCUACAUCCGGGUCCCCGUGGGCACUUUGGUGAAGGAGGGGAGUGAAGUUGUGGCCGACCUGUCGCACCCAGGAGAGGAGUAUGUCGCCGCUGUGGGCGGGGCCGGGGGCAAGGGCAACCGCUUUUUCCUGGCCAACAACAGCCGUGCCCCCGUGACUUGCACACCCGGCCAGCCUGGCCAGGAGCGGGUCCUCUUCCUGGAGCUCAAGACAGUGGCCCACGCAGGGCUGGUCGGGCACCCCAAUGCAGGGAAGUCCUCUCUGCUCCGGGCCAUUUCCAAUGCGAAACCCGCUGUGGCUUCCUACCCGUUCACCACCUUAAACCCCCACGUCGGGAUCGUUCAUUACGAGGACCACAAGCAAAUAGCAGUGGCCGACAUCCCGGGCCUUAUCCGGGGCGCACACCAGAACAGGGGCCUGGGGGCGUCCUUUCUCAGGCACAUCGAGCGCUGCUGUGUCCUCCUGUUCGUGGUGGACCUCUCGGCACCAGAGCCCUGGACUCAGGUCGACGACCUGAAGUUCGAGCUGGAGCAGUACUCAGCAGGCCUGGCUGAGCGGCCCCACGCCGUCGUCGCCAAUAAGGUCGAUCUCCCUCGCGCCAGAGCCAAUCUGCCACGGCUGCAGGCUCGCCUGGGCGGGAAGGCCAUUGCCCUGUCUGCAGUCACCGGGGAGAACCUGGAGGCGCUGCUGUGGCGCCUGAAGGAGCUCCAUGAUCUGCAUGCGGCCGCCGAGCCCCAGAUGCUGCGCUGGUAGCUUGGCCGCCACCAGCUCUGCACAGAGACCAGAGGGCCGCUCCCAGAGCCGCGAGUCAGGCUUCUGCAUUCAGCCCAUGUGGGGCGCAUCCUCGCCGGUCACCUGGUAGCUGACCCUCUGCCCCAACAGCCUGCUCCCAGCACUUCCAUGUGUGCAACAGGCUGGCUUGUGACCGUGAGCACCCCUCGUCAGCGGCCACACUGCAGACUGGCAUCCAGUGCCACUGGGCAUUGAGGACACUCACCUGUACAUGCAGCUGCCAGAGGCCGACCUUUGACCUCCAGGGACAUGCUCACCCUUAAAGAGGGGCAUUCUGCAGGGCUCUGCCCCACUGCCCCAGGCAAUGCUGCUCAAGGCCAUUGUGGGGCAGAGGGUGCCACCUCCCACUGUGCCCAGACUGCCUGCACCCCCAGGCCACAGCACUGACUGCCAGCAUGCACGCCGGUUAUUAGCUGAGGCAGAGACUUCUGUUUUCCCCAAAUAAAGUCUUUUGCUUCUGA
Molecule: messenger RNA, 1850 nt
Organism: Manis pentadactyla (Chinese pangolin)
Lineage: Eukaryota; Metazoa; Chordata; Mammalia; Pholidota; Manidae
Gene: MTG2
Product: mitochondrial ribosome associated GTPase 2
Exons: 8
Coding region: 142-1350 (402 amino acids)
Cellular component (GO): mitochondrion
Molecular function (GO): GTP binding; GTPase activity; magnesium ion binding
Source: RefSeq, a predicted model, not a curated record